Molecule: messenger RNA, 1707 nt
Organism: Scomber japonicus (chub mackerel)
Lineage: Eukaryota; Metazoa; Chordata; Actinopteri; Scombriformes; Scombridae
Gene: ppm1da
Product: protein phosphatase, Mg2+/Mn2+ dependent, 1Da
Exons: 6
Coding region: 27-1703 (558 amino acids)
Biological process (GO): protein dephosphorylation
Cellular component (GO): nucleus; cytosol
Molecular function (GO): protein serine/threonine phosphatase activity; cation binding; mitogen-activated protein kinase binding
Source: RefSeq, a predicted model, not a curated record
UUGAACAGCGACUCGUUUCUAGAGCAAUGGAGAACGCAUUAUUGAUUCGAGUGAGCGUGUUUACCGACCAAGGAGGUAGGAAAUACAUGGAAGAUGUGACCGAGGUCAUAGUUGAGCCCGAGCCGGGAGAAGAUGAGCCGACGACGGGCGAACCAGAAGAGAGCAGCGGGGGCGAGCGUACAGUCAACUCUGACCAGGCUGGUGAAAGCACGAGGUCUCCGCAGGUUGGAGACGAGCCACAUGAACCCGCACUAACGGAGGAGCACUUCUCCUCAGAAGAAACGGCUUUACCGGGAGGUCAGAGCCCGCCGCGAGCUCCGCCGAGCGCCGCGAGCCAUUCCCGCCGUUCCGUGGCUUUCUUUGCUGUGUUUGACGGUCACGGGGGUCGCGAGGCUGCGCAGUUUGCACGGGAGUAUUUGUGGGAGUUCGUCAAGAAACAGCGGGGGUUCUGGUCGGACUGUGACCGGGAGGUGUGCUCUGCUAUACGGAAAGGUUUUGUCGCCUGCCACCACGCUAUGUGGAAAAAGCUACCCGAAUGGCCAAAGACACUCACAGGUCUGCCGAGCACGUCGGGCACCACAGCCAGUGUAGUGGUCAUCCGAGGAAACCGGAUGUAUGUGGCCCACGUUGGGGACUCAGCAGUGGUUCUAGGGGUCCAGGAUGACCCUACAAUCCCCUUCAUCAGAGCUGUGGAAGUAACACAAGACCACAAACCUGAACUACCCAGAGAAAGGGAGCGUAUUGAAGGUCUGGGAGGGAGUGUGAUCAAGAAGUCUGGAGUGAACCGGGUGGUCUGGAAAAGGCCGAGGCUGAGCCACAACGGACCGGUCCGCAGGAGCACCGUCAUUGACCAGAUACCAUUCUUAGCAGUGGCUCGAGCUCUAGGUGAUCUGUGGAGCUAUGACUUCUACAGCGGGGAGUUCGUGGUGUCUCCGGAGCCGGACACCAGUGUGGUGACCCUCGACCCCAGAAAACACCGCUACAUCAUCCUGGGCAGCGAUGGUCUGUGGAACAUGGUGCCACCUCAAGAGGCCAUCUCUAUGUGUCAGAACAACGACGAGGCAAUGGCACCGUGUGGGGUAUCGAGCGCCCGGCAGCUGGUCAGCCACGCUCUGCUGCGGUGGCGCCAGCGGAUGUUGCGCGCCGACAACACCAGCGCCAUCGUGAUCGCCCUCCAGGAGCCCGGGACCCCCCAGGACACCCUGCACCACGAGGAGGUGCUGCUCGACCUCGCCAAAGUGUCCCAGAGUCCUCCCACCUCCCAAUCCCGCGCUGACACUCCUCUUCUACAGCGCACUCAAGAGGAAGACUCCUGCUCGGUUGUUUGCGACUUCCUCCCUGCCCUCGAGCGACGGGACGGCCUAUCAGGCGGGAACAGCUUGUACCACAUGGAUCUGUCCGACCCGUUCGCUCUGACUCCGCUGUGUCUGAACGGCAGCGCUGAGCCAGACAGUCAGUCCAGUCCAACUGAGAGGACAGUCAGCAGCAGGACACCCAACGGCAAAAGAACUAUUGACGCAUCAUCACCAUCACCAUCAUCAUCAUCAACGCCGGCGUCGGGCCUGUCGGCUAAGAAAGCGCGGCGCAGGACUGCAGACAGGCCGCCGCUGGUCCAACACAACGCAGAGAAGAAACAGAAGGAGUCGAGCAACGUCUCUCCCAUUCUACAGCAGCAUAACAAGACCACAGUGUGUGUGUGCUGAAACA